This is a messenger RNA of Phytophthora nicotianae INRA-310, 477 nucleotides long. RefSeq lists its product as hypothetical. The record is from RefSeq and is a predicted model, not a curated record. The transcript has a single exon. The coding region runs from base 1 to 477 and encodes 158 amino acids. NCBI's taxonomy places the organism in Eukaryota, Oomycota, Peronosporomycetes, Peronosporales, Peronosporaceae.
AUGGCGAAGCCAAUCUUCUCCCCUGGCAGUGCAAUUCAAAGAGCGAAGCCACUGUUCGAGCUGUCUGAUGCUGGAGGUGAGACUCAUUGCGGUAAACGUGCGAAGAAAUCCACAAAAGUAGCGCUUCCUGCUCGGGCCGAACAAGUCAUCCCAUUCAACUCCGAAACGAUACUCGAGGCCAUAAAUUGCUCGCCUGGAAUUUCUCUCGGUUCUAGUGGAAGCCAGGGUGACCUAGCACAUUUGGAUUUGGAACUAGCCGACGCCAAAGAUCUUUUUGCUGAGUCUAUUACACGUACAAUUGAUGGUGAACUUCCUGAGCAAGGCACUGAACGACUUUCACGACGCGAUGGCGAUGAUACAACCAAUGCUGGCACCGACCCUAUGUUAUCAGCGAUGCCUAGUCGGUCGUUGGUCUCCCUGGCACCUUUGAAAGCUCCACUACAAAAAUUCAAAGUAAGUAAAAAGCAGGGAGAGUGA